AUGCUUCCUAAGGUCCUGCUGACUGUCCUGUGCUUGGGAAUAGCUUCACCUGCGCCUCAUGUUGAUGUUGGUUUGAACGCACUGUGGUCCCAGUGGAUGGCAAUGCACGGGAAACUAUAUGAUGUGGAUGAAGAAAUAGGGAGGAGAGCAGUGUGGGAGAAGAAUAUGAAAAUGAUUGACAAGCACAAUCAAGAAUACAACCUAGGGAAUCACAGCUUCACAAUGGCAAUGAAUGCCUUUGGAGACUUGACCAGUGAAGAACUCAGGCAGGUAAUGAAUGGCUUUCAAAAGCAGAAGUACAGGAAGAAGAAAGUGUUCGAAGAACAUCCCCUUGCAGAGAUCCCCCCAUCUGUGGACUGGAGAGAGAAAGGCUACGUAACUCCUGUGAAGGAUCAGGGUCCAUGUGGUUCUUGUUGGGCUUUUAGUGCAGUUGGCGCCCUUGAAGGACAGAUGUUCCGGAAAACUGGCAAACUUGUGUCACUGAGUGAGCAGAACCUGAUGGACUGCUCUGAACCUCAAGGCAAUGGUGGCUGCAGCGGUGGUGUAAUGGAUUAUGCCUUCCAGUAUGUCCUUGACAACAGAGGUCUGGACGCAGCGGAAUCCUAUCCCUAUCAUGGAGCGGAUGAACCCUGCAAAUACAAAGCUGAGUAUUCUGCUGCCAAUGUGACUGGCUUCUAUGACAUCCCUGCUCAGGAGAAGGAUCUUGAGGUCACAGUGGCAAACAUGGGGCCAAUUUCUGUUGCUAUAGAUGCAAGCUCAUUAACAUUCCUAUUCUACCAACAAGGCAUAUAUUAUGAUCCAAACUGCAGCAGCCAAAAGCUGGGUCACGCUGUUGUGGUGGUUGGCUAUGGCUUUGAAGGAGAAGAAUCAGAUAACAAUAAAUAUUGGAUUAUCAAGAACAGUUGGGGUACAGACUGGGGCAUGAAUGGCUACAUGAAGAUAGCCAAGGACCAGAACAACCACUGUGGAAUUGCCUCUGUGGCCAGCUAUCCUGUUGUGUGAGAUGAUGGUGAUAAUGAAGGACUUGAUUGAGAACAGAAUAUCCCUGGGAGGAAUUGUAUCUGAAA
Messenger RNA from Manis javanica (Malayan pangolin), 1067 nucleotides. Its product is annotated as procathepsin L-like. Gene Ontology annotation, molecular function: cysteine-type peptidase activity. Lineage: Eukaryota; Metazoa; Chordata; Mammalia; Pholidota; Manidae. Gene Ontology annotation, biological process: proteolysis. The record is from RefSeq and is a predicted model, not a curated record.